UUCGGGCGCACGCCGAAUCAUCCAUUGUCGCCACCUCGCCCAGGUCGCAUCCGUCUCCUUUGCCCGCUCCCGCUCAUAACGCGACUGUCCUAGCGGAUCCCAGAGAGUCUCGGAGAGUCCCAGCACCGCUUGCGCCUCCUCACCUGCCGCAAUGACGCCGCCCGACUUCCUACUGCGUGUGCCGCCGCUUAAGCUCCAUGUGCGCAACGCGACUCAAACCAACGGGGAACCAGCCGUGUACGAGCUAUUCUGUCGCCUCAAUAAAACGCGAGAGAAGCAGGACGAGCCCGUCGAGGUGACGCAGUGGAGUCUCUGGAAAACGUACGAGGAGUUCCAGGCUUUCGACAACCAGAUGCGUGCGACUCGCAAUUCGCCUUUCUCGAAGAUGAUGGUCACUGUUGCAUUUGCUCCCGUUCACCGUGUACGCGCCUUCUUCCACCAGGAUCAGACGUCCAGUUUCCUUGAGAAACGUCGUGCUGAGCUGGACUUUUACAUGCAAAGAGUGAUGCUCUUUCCAGACGUUGUGGAGUUCUCCAAGCGCGGAGGCUGCAAGGUUCUGGCGGACUUUAUCGGGGCUGACCAGCUCAUGGACUGCUGUGGAUUGGUGUCGCCUAGUAUGAACAUGUCGGGAGUUUUCUCGUCGUCGAGGGGAAUGCUGCGUGACUCUACGGAUUCAGACACCCGCGCGUCGUAUGCCAGUGCUACAGGAACGGGAGAUAAGAUCAGCUCGCGACGUAAGAUGUGCAGGAUGGAGAUCGAGGAAGAGCUCGCUCUACGUGGAGGAGCACACGAGCUUAAGCGGUUUAAGAAACGUGCACGUGUCUUCCGUAAGGAGAACGACCCCGUUGCCGCUGCGAACCCAUUUGUGGAGUUUGUAAACGAGGAAUAUGAUCCGGAAUUCGCGAUGUGGAUUCUGCAGCGCUUUGUACGCUCAAUCAAGAGCAUCGAGAAGCGUGAGGCGCUCUGUACUGCCGGUGGCAUUUCGGCCGAAUCGAUCGACGCUGAGGACUCAGGGGAGAACAGACCACAGCGACAGAAUCACCGCUUUAGCGUGCAAGAAGACGAGGACGCUGAUCGACGAUCCAAGAAAUAUGGUACGUUAGCAAAGUGA
Phytophthora infestans T30-4 is the source of this 1111-nucleotide messenger RNA. RefSeq lists its product as uncharacterized. The record is from RefSeq and is a predicted model, not a curated record. Bases 152 to 1111 code for a protein of 319 amino acids. The transcript is spliced from 2 exons. NCBI's taxonomy places the organism in Eukaryota, Oomycota, Peronosporomycetes, Peronosporales, Peronosporaceae. Gene Ontology annotation, molecular function: phosphatidylinositol binding.